AUGUGGGCCAAUUGUUUUGUGGCAGGAGUUAUUGUUUGGACACUCGUUGAAUAUUCUCUCCAUCGAUGGGUUUUCCAUUGGAAACCCGAUCCAAAAUCGCCUCCGCAGAUAAUUCUCCAUUUUCUUCUCCAUGGUCUACAUCAUAAGACUCCCAUGGAUGGAGAUCGCUUGGUAUUCCCUCCAGUGCCUGCCUCCAUUUUAGUUGCAAUGUUCUAUGUGAUCUACUCGAGCAUCCUUCCAUGGCACAUUUUCUGUGCGUUCGGCAGUGGCAAGUUGUUCGGUUACAUCGGCUACGAUAUGAUCCAUUACUAUCUCCAUCAUGGAAGCCCUCGCCCCUUAACGAAUAUGCACUAUAGAAAGGUCUACCACCAUAACCAUCACUUCAAGGACUUUGACGCAGGUAAAAAAUAA
Molecule: messenger RNA, 411 nt
Organism: Cooperia oncophora
Lineage: Eukaryota; Metazoa; Nematoda; Chromadorea; Rhabditida; Trichostrongylidae
Source: the annotation of a GenBank genome assembly